Messenger RNA from Phaeoacremonium minimum UCRPA7, 972 nucleotides. RefSeq names its product putative phenazine biosynthesis protein phzf protein. Lineage: Eukaryota; Fungi; Ascomycota; Sordariomycetes; Togniniales; Togniniaceae. Gene Ontology annotation, cellular component: cytoplasm. Gene Ontology annotation, molecular function: isomerase activity. The coding region runs from base 1 to 972 and encodes 323 amino acids. The transcript has a single exon. Gene Ontology annotation, biological process: biosynthetic process. The record is from RefSeq and is a predicted model, not a curated record.
AUGGCAUCGGCAUUAGACUUCCUUACCCUCGACGUCUUCACCUCAACGCACUAUCUAGGAAAUCCUCUGGCUGUUGUCCUCGUUCCCGCGGCCCAGGCCUCUACCUUGACUCAAGAGCGCAAACAGCUCAUCGCGCGGGAGUUCAACCUCUCAGAAACUGCCUUUCUACACGUGCCGGAAGAUCCCUUGUCCACCGAGCGCAGGGUGGACAUCUUCACUAUCGAGGAAGAGCUGCCCUUUGCGGGUCACCCUACCAUCGGAAGCACGUACCUCGUGUUAAGACACUUUGGCCUUGAGCAUGUGCGCGCGCUGUUGCUCAAGGGCGGACGCGUGGAGAUCUCCAAGACGGGAGGGGAGGCGGAAGGACGAGUGCUGGCUACCAUUCCGCACGAUGUGCACUUGCACAAGAACACCCUGCGCUCCAUUUAUCAGUCAGACGAUUCUCAGUUGGCGGAACACGUCCGCUCCGCGCUUAGCGACGAUGUCGCAAUUCGCCAGGCAGAGCUUGAUGCGCCGGUUGUUAGCAUUGUCAAAGGAAUGUCCUUCGUGUUGGUCCAGCUGCCCAGCAUCGAGCACCUUGCCAAAGUGACGACUGCAAAGAGGCUGGACUUUACUAAGCUUACAGGGCUGCUGGACGCCGGUCCUUGGGAGAAGAGCUUCACGGCACGCUACUACUACGUCAUGCUUGAAUCCUCUGAAGGGGCAAAGACCGUCAGAAUACAGGCUCGAAUGGUGGAGAUGGGUAUGGAAGACCCAGCCACUGGUUCGGCCGCGAGUACGCUCACUAGCUACCUAACACUCCAAAGUGCCGCAGAUAACGUCGAGUAUGAAAUAGUCCAAGGCGUGGAGAUGGGGCGGCGUAGUCACAUUGCAGUUGCAAUUGAGGCCGUUGGUGCUGGGGAGGCGAGGAAGAUAGUAGACCUAAAGCUCGGUGGCACAGCCAGGGUUGUGAUGAAGGGUACAUUGGUGUAA